GUUUGCUAUGAGGAAAAGGCCGGUUUGCUUCUUGUCCUCGAACGGCUAUCACAGAAAAUGGUGUUUCUUCGAGGGAAAUGACUCUUAAGCUGCAUCAUGCUCCAUGGACAUUGUCAACAGUGAGAUGCUUAUUCUCGAAUAAGCUAUUAGUAGAGCAAUGGAACUUUUCAGCUGACGUACCCCUUGGUUUGCCAAGAAGAGGUCAUGGCAGACUUUGGUAUGAUUGAUGAACUGGUCAGCCUUGUUCUUCUCACCCACCAUAUGGCAGGCAUCCUCUUCUUGUCGCCGGCUGUUCCUUGAGCUCUCUUUCACAGCUCUUAAAGCCGCCUCUCUUCUCCUUCCUCAAUCGUACCACAUUCGGUGAUGGACUGCAGUUGCCCAUCGAUUCGUGUUCGAUAGAAAGGAGGCUUCCACCCAUGGAUAGGCUGAUAAACCUGGAGCCGUCCAGCCAGGUCGUCAUCCGCGUCGAACCCACCCAAAAAUGCUGCGGUGAGCUCACCCUGCGCAAUGUCAUGUACACCAUGCCGGUCGCCUUCCGGCUCGACCCCGUCAACCGGCUUCGCUACGCGAUCCGGCCCCGGUCGGGCAUCAUCGCCCCCUUGGCUACUCUCCUCGUGGAGUUCACCUACCUCCUCCCCCUCGACUCGCCCCUCCCCGACUCGCUCCCGCGCUGCGACGACCGGUUCCUCCUCCACAGCGUCGUCGUCCCCAGCGCCUCCCUCAAGGUCCCCGCCUCCAUCUCCGACUCGAUCCCCGGUGAGUGGUUCACCAACAAGAAGAAGCAAGUGUUCAUAGAUAGCGGCAUCAGGAUUUUCUUCGUUGGAUCGGCCGUGCUGACUCGGCUUGUGGAGGACGGGUUGAUGGACUCGGUCAGGGAGGUGCUGGAACGGAGCGAGCCGGAGUGGCGGGCCGUCGACUCGGUCGACUCGGAGGGUCGGACGCUGCUCCAUUUGGCCAUCGCCCAGUGCCGGCCGGAAUUGGUUCAGCUGCUCCUCGAGUUCGAACCCGACGUGGAGGCCGCGGACCGGAACGGCCGGACGCCGCUGGAGGCGGCUGCGGCCGCCGGGGAGGCCCUGAUCGCAGAGAUCCUCAUCGCGCGGCGGGCGUCGGUGGAGCGGUCGCGGGGGUCGGACCUAGGCCCGCUGCACCUCGCCGCCGCCGCCGGCCACGCCGAAGUCGUCCGUCUCCUCCUGCUCAAUGGCGUGGCCGUGGACGCGCCGGCGGCGGACGGGCGGACGGCGCUUCGCCUGGCGGCGGAGGGGCGGCGGCAUGACUGCGCGAAGCUGCUGCUGAAGGCGGGAGCGAGGGUGGACGCCCGUGGCGGUGCCGACGGUGGGAUGCCGCUACACGCGGCUGCGGCCGGCGGGGACGAAGCCAUAGUCAAACUGCUGCUGACCAGGGGUGUAGCGGGGGUUAAGGAGGUGCGGAACGCAGCGGGGCUGACGGCGUACGACCUCGCGGCGGAGGGAGGCCACGUGAGGAUGCUGGACGCGUUGAGGCUGGGGGACGCGCUGGCGACGGCGGCGAGGAAGGGGGAGGUGCAAGCGGCGGCGCGCCUGGUGGAUAGAGGCGCAGCGGUGAACGGGAGGGACCAGCACGGGUGGACGGCGCUGAUGAGGGCGGCGUUCAAGGGGAGAGUGGAGGCGAUACGGGUGCUGACGGACAAGGGGGCGGAGGUGGAGGCCAGAGACGAGGACGGCUACACGGCGCUUCACUGCGCAGCCGAGGCUGGGUACGCGGAGGCGGUGGAGGCGCUUCUGAGGCGGGGGGCCGACAUCGGGGCACGCACUGCGAAGGGAGCGACGGCGGCGGAGAUCGCCGCCUCCCACGGAUACGACGGCAUCGUGAGGAUCCUGGCCCGCGGAAGCACCGCGCUGUUGGUGGAAAAGCGAAGGGGCGGAGACGUGGGAGCAAAGAAGGGAAAAGAGAGGGAGGGGCGGAGGAAGAAGAGUGACAUUGGUGGCAGCGACGGCGGCAGAGUGGCGGUGAGGAACGGCGGUCGGUUCCACAGGGCCAGGGCGGCGGUGGAGGUGGCUUGGUCGCACUAGUGUGGGCGGGGUUGUAUCGGCAUUUUGCGCUAAAUUUUGUGGUUUAAGUCCCAAUUCUUUUAUUAUUUGCCUUAAAACUCUUCUUCUCCUGCUGAAAGUA
Messenger RNA from Musa acuminata AAA Group (dessert banana), 2148 nucleotides. Its product is annotated as protein VAPYRIN. The transcript has a single exon. NCBI's taxonomy places the organism in Eukaryota, Viridiplantae, Streptophyta, Magnoliopsida, Zingiberales, Musaceae. Gene Ontology annotation, molecular function: protein binding. The record is from RefSeq and is a predicted model, not a curated record. Bases 417 to 2048 code for a protein of 543 amino acids.